Messenger RNA from Penicillium brasilianum, 5407 nucleotides. NCBI's taxonomy places the organism in Eukaryota, Fungi, Ascomycota, Eurotiomycetes, Eurotiales, Aspergillaceae. The record is from the annotation of a GenBank genome assembly.
GGAACACCUGGCCGUUGAUGGAUUUAUUUUUAUCAGGAGGAAGAGUGGGGCACGUGAGAGGCCCGAUGAUUGGCGGCGAGGGGCACGUUUGCGGCCACGGGAAAAAGGGGGCGCCCAUUUCAAGAUUCACGAUUCAACCAUUUCAUCCAAUUCACCCACGGGAUGUCUGUUCAUCUACUAUUCCGGCUCAACCUGGAAACAAAUCCAUUGACAUGAUUCGCACUCUUCAAUUGCCCUCUCAAUUCCAUCCUUGAAUCUCUCCCUCUCCCUCCUCGGUAUGGUGGGAAUCGGUCUCGCCUUGGGUCACACUGGACCGGGCUAGCCCCAGCCCAUCCCGGCCGAUGCACCCAGUGCCACCGCCUUUGACUGGAUCGGGGCCACCGAGAUAGCUUCCCCGCGAACUAAAACCUCCCCGUGCGCACUUUGCUUCUGAUCAUCAGUCAUGCGAUGUCGCCCCCUGAAGGUGUCGCGCCCUGAAGGGUGGCGGAUACCAUCUUGUCUGUUGCUGCAGUCAGGUCUUUAUUGAUGGUCGGUUGCGGUCGGCUGGCGCGUGGAGAGCGCGAGAGAGAAUUAGAAUUCAGGUCAGAUGGGAAGUCUCCCCAUUCGUCGCACUAUUAUGACCCUCCUUCAUCUGCCUGAGACAGUUCCCAAUUGCGGCUGCCCCAUCCACAGGUCCACACAUGCUUUGUAUUUUCUUAUGCUUCUCCAGCCCCUCCCCCCCCUUCAUUGAGUGUCCGGGGGCAGCCGCUGAUGGCCACGUUGUGUCCGAGACAUUCCUGAUGGGCCACCGCCUGCUUCAUCCGUUGCUCCCACAAAUUGGAGAACCCAUUUGCGAACUCGGCGAGUUUUCUGCAACGGAAGAUCAGCCUCAUCCGGGGAGCUAUCCCAUCGCAAAUCACCCUUGUAGAAUCCAGCCGUAUCCGUCGCGUCCACUGGUUGCCGAUGUAGCAAUUCGACUCUGGUCAUUCUUCCCCGCAGACUUUGUCCGUAGACCUGAUCCCGGAAUGAACUGAGCCCGACAGUGGAGAGCAAGAUGAUGUCUCGUGGACGGAGCAUGGCCAGUGAACGGCCGAGUCGAUCUGCGUCUUGGGUCUUGCAGGAGAUGGACUUUUGGGCUGGAAUCCAGAAAUUGACCCCAAAGCCUGUCCGGGUCUCGUCGGCGACUAUCAGCUCAAUGAUGUCAAGCUCGGUCUUCCAUCGUCGUGUCACCACGCGACGGGGUGGGUGGAUCGCAAUGAUCCCCACGAUCAAGUUGACCGUCAUUGUCUGCGGUGUGAUGGACUGGAGAUAUCCUGCUGUAGGAAGGUCUUGCAGAUCGCGAAUCGGGCCAGAGAUUCGUAGAGACCGAGGUUCCUCAUCGUCGUUUACUUCGGCUGCCGUCCUUGUGGAGGCUGCAUCUAUACAAGAGAGCGGACCUCCGCUCUCCUGUGUAGAUUCUUCAUCUCGCAGUCCCGAGACAAAUAUCUCCGAUGUUUCAUGGAUGACAAAUGAAUGAUCAUAAAACUCCGAGAGGAUCGAGUCCUCGUUCAUCGAUUCACCAUCAGCUUCCACCAGCUGGGCUGCCGUCAAAAAGCUUGGAUUCUCUUGUCCAUGGUAGAAUUCAAAGUAGCUGGCGGGAUGCUCUAUGUGAAGCGGUUGGAGAACUCUCCAUUUCACGGGAUCUCCACUUUGAAUGAUCGAUACCUCAUGCUGGUGGAUGUCUGUGCCUUGAAAUGGUUGUAUAGCGCCGUUGAGUAGUUCAUCGUUAUCCCAGUCCAGGCUGCUAGGCAAUGGUGCACCCAUUAAGAAGAUCGUCUUGAGCACCAUCUCGCUGGAAGCCGAGCUAACCGGCUCAUCUGCCUGACCGAUUCCUGGUUUGAUCGAGGCUUCCCACCAGUUUGUCCCAUGGUUUUGGAAUAAAGAUCGUUCACUCGGUGGUUCGUAUCAGACGAGGUCAACUCACGAUGAUGUAGAUGAGGGCAUUACGGAUUUAUGAGAGCUGGAUUCGAGCCUCUGUCUUGGGUGACCACGACUGAAUCCUGAUGUAUCAAGACUAAGGUGAUAUCGUGGGUAGUUGGAGGUGGAAAGAAAAAGAGCCGUGGUAACCACAGAAACUCGGCCCAGGCCCGAACCGUGGAUGGUCAUGGAAGAUGGCAGGUACUGAGAGGGCUCUUGGAUAUUAUUUCACCGAGACUCUGGGUGAAGACACCCAACUCACAGUUCACUACAUGUCAAAACUGCUUGACAGAUUCUCUACCUACUUUGUGGAAACAAACAUUUGCUCGAAAACCUUUACCGAUUUGUGUAUAAGCUUACCUAUCAACCUCCUACUGUCGGACUGAGUGAUGCCCCCCAAUGGAGGAUCCCACGUGACCCUACGGUUACUCACGCGGGCCCGAGUGGCAACCGACAUUCGCCGCAGCCCCAGCGGAGUAAAAGCCAUCGUCACCGUUCAACCCCCCUCGUCUCCGCAUCUUCACUGUCGGCCAUGGCAGUUGUUUCGAAUAACAACUAAAUCCCUUCUGUUCUUCCUUGGUCAAACAUUCCCACAUCAUCCACCCCUAGAGGAGCAGACUCUCCUCUUCUCCGCGGCCAAGCGCCGUUGUAUACCGGACAAAUAUGGCCUUCCAGGUCUCGAUUCCUCGGCCGAGCGUCGCCGCGGUGACAUCGGAUCUUUGGCCCUCCAUGUCUAACGUGCUCGCCGCUCCCUUCAUGCGGGCCGCUGGCCGAACUCCGACAGGCGACGUGCGCGGCAUUCGCCAGCAGUCUUCCUUGUCAGAGCAGAACGUGGCGACAUCCCAGCGCGUGUCUUUGCCCGAAUGCCUCGACACCGUCUCUCUGGAAGCGUUGAGAGCCGGUCUUGUGCACCGGUCUGCGCCGCGCGGGCUAUCAUCCAUGUUGAGCGGAGGCACCACCUUCUGGGCCCCGUCAACCACCCCCACAGUUCGCGCUUUUGCAUCCUCUACCACCCGAUCCUAUUCCACCUUGACACCCUUCCAUCUCAGCAACCUCCGUGCGGCCCCGAAGAUCAAUGGACUCUCAAGACUUCAGCAGCAAAGAUUCCUGUUCGGCGGCCCUUCACAGAACAUGUUGGCCCAGAAGGAAAAGACCGCAAACAACAACCCGAACAGUGCAAACGCCCAGAACACAUUCUACCAGGCUCUCCUCCGUGCAAAUAUGCCUGCGAUUGUCGUGGAAAGAUACCGGAGCGCUCAAUUUGCGAGCAAUGCCGCUUCUGAGGCAAUCUAUGCGAAGGCGUUGGAACGUGUUGGUGGUGUUGAAUCUGGUGCCAUCGCAGGUCAAAAUCAGAAUCUCAACUCGGAUCAGCUUCAGGCCAUCGGCCAAGCUGUCGCUGCUCGGUCUCAUGGUGGUCAAAUUGGCAUGGCAAACAAGCCCAAUGGUACUGGUGCCAAGGAGGCUCCUCUCUAUGUCGUAGUGGAGGAGUCCCUGGGCAACACCGUCUUCCGCUGGGUCAAGUUCCUACUCAUCUUUGGUUUCUUCACUUAUCUGUCCCUCGUUCUGAUUACCAUCCUGGUUGAAACAACCGGAGUGUUGAAGAACAUUCGUGGCACACAGAACAAUGAGGCUCAGCCUGAGAAGCAGACUGUCCGUUUCAGCGAUGUCCAUGGCUGCGACGAGGCCAAGGAUGAGCUGCAGGAGCUGGUUGAAUUCCUACUGAACCCUGAACGUUUCUCCUCCCUCGGUGGCAAGCUCCCCAAGGGUGUUCUUUUGGUCGGUCCUCCCGGUACUGGUAAGACUCUCUUGGCUCGUGCUGUUGCUGGAGAAGCGGGUGUCCCCUUCUUCUACAUGUCCGGUUCCGAGUUCGACGAGGUCUACGUCGGUGUUGGUGCCAAGCGUGUGCGUGACCUCUUCACUCAGGCUCGCGGCAAGUCUCCAGCCAUCAUCUUCAUUGACGAGCUGGACGCCAUAGGUGCGAAGCGAAAUGAACGUGAUGCCGCUUAUGUGAAGCAGACCCUCAAUCAGCUUUUGACCGAAUUGGAUGGUUUCUCCCAGACCAGCGGUGUCAUCAUCAUUGGUGCUACCAACUACCCGCAGUUGCUGGACAAGGCCUUGACCCGACCCGGUCGUUUCGAUCGCAAGGUUGUGGUCGGUCUUCCCGACGUGCGCGGCCGCAUGGAUAUCUUGCGCCACCACAUGAAGAACGUUCAGAUUAGCACUGAUGUCGACGUUGGUGUCAUUGCCCGUGGUACCCCUGGCUUCUCUGGUGCUGAUCUUGAGAACCUGGUUAACCAGGCUGCAAUCCAUGCCAGCCGCGAUCGCAAGCCCAAGGUCGGUCCUCUGGACUUUGACUGGGCCAAGGAUAAGAUCAUGAUGGGUGCCGAGGCUCGCAGCCGUAUCAUCCAAGAUAAGGAUAAGCUUCUGACUGCCUACCACGAAGCUGGACAUGCUCUGGUGGCUUACUUCUCACGAUCCGCUACCCCAUUGUAUAAAAUUACCAUCGUUCCUCGAGGCAUGGCCUUGGGUAUCACUCACUUCCUUCCGGAGAUGGACACCGUCUCCCGGAACUACACCGAGUAUCUCUCCGACAUCGACGUUGCCAUGGGUGGCAAGGCUGCCGAAGAGAUGAUCUUCGGGCCGGACAACGUUACCAGUGGUAUCUCAGCGGACAUUCAACAAGCUACUGAAACUGCCUUCACCCUGGUCACCCGCUUCGGUUACUCCAAGAAGCUCGGCAACGUUGACCUGUCAACCAACUACGACAGCCUCUCCUCGGAAACCAAGCAAGAGAUCGAAGGCGAAGUACGACGUCUUGUAGAGGAGGCCCGCGCUCGCGCAACCAAGAUCCUCACCGAAAAGCGAAACGAGCUUGAAAUUCUAUCCAAAGCCCUGAUCGAGUACGAGACUCUGACCAAGGACGAAAUGGAAAAGGUUCUCCGCGGCGAGAAGCUUGACAAGAUGGCUAUCUCGCCCAGUGCGCCAAUUAAGCUGCCGGAUGCCCUGCAGGCAGCUGGAUUGAACUCGACACCGGCAGCAGAGGUCCCCCCUACCGCGUCGGAUUAAAUCCGGCUCUCGCGCGUAGAGCGCCUGCCCCCUGCGGUGCUUGAUUUUUCUCUCCUCUCUCAGUGCAUGUCUCAUCGUACUCACUUUUCUUUCGAUCUUAUUGCCUGGCCGUCUACUUUUUUUUUAUCUUCGUUGUGCAUUCCCGGAUCGUUCGGGCGUCGAUAUUGAAAAUACCAUUUUCUUUUCCUCUAUCACUUUAUCUGGUCUCUUCUUCAUCAAUUUUCUUAUUUUUUAUCUCUGACUGUAUCGUCUGUACAUAUAAUAUUGUAUGCCUACCGCUAAAUGAAUUGAAAGCGAACUGUCUAUCAAUGCUGUGACUCGACCGUGUCGGACAUCACCCCUAGUCUUAAGAUUCGCAUCCAGGAGUCAAUUCGAGAUUAGAGGUUCAAAUGAAAGAGCGAUUUAC